Asparagus officinalis (garden asparagus) is the source of this 1260-nucleotide messenger RNA. Its product is annotated as rRNA-processing protein UTP23 homolog. NCBI's taxonomy places the organism in Eukaryota, Viridiplantae, Streptophyta, Magnoliopsida, Asparagales, Asparagaceae. Gene Ontology annotation, cellular component: small-subunit processome; nucleolus. The transcript is spliced from 6 exons. Gene Ontology annotation, molecular function: small ribosomal subunit rRNA binding. The record is from RefSeq and is a predicted model, not a curated record. The coding region runs from base 57 to 905 and encodes 282 amino acids.
CAAAAAAAAAAUAACCCUAGCUCAAUCAACAAUCUGGGGUUAGGGUUUUCGAAGCAAUGAGAGUGAAGAAGCAGAAGCGGCAUCGCAAGGUGGUGAGAUUCUACGCGGCCUGCUUCGGAUUCAGAGAGCCCUUCAAGAUUAUCUGCGAUGGGACCUUCAUCCAUCACCUCAUCGCCCACGAUCUCACCCCCGCCGACGACGUCCUCUCUCAUCUCGUCGGCGCCCGAGUCCUCCUCUUCACAAGCCGAUGCGUGAUUGGGGAGCUCAAGAGCCUCGGAAAGGACUAUGCGGAGUCUCUUCAGGCUGCUCAGAUGCUUGUAACCGCUAGGUGUGAUCAUGAGGAGAAAAGGGUGAGUGCUGAGAAAUGUGUGGAGUCGAUUAUCGGAGGGAGCAAUGCGGAGCACUUCUUUGUUGCUACUCAAGAUGCUGAAAUCCGGAAGAUGUUCCGGGAGAUUCCGGGCGUGCCUGUGAUAUAUGGUUUGAGGAACUCCUUGUUUAUUGAGCAGCCCUCGACACAUCAACGGGAAUUCGUCAAAUCUACAGAGGAGAAGCGCUUGCAUAUGAGUGACUCAGAAUACCAAAAACUACGAAAGAUUAAAUUAAAAAAUAAAUUGGAAAAUCCAGUAGAUUCGCCUGAUGCGCAAGAUGAUUCCGGCAACGAGCUUGUGACUAUUCCGGAGAAGAAUAUUGCAAGAAGAAUGCUUGCUGUGACAGAUAAAAGUAAAUUUAAAAGAAAGAGAGCAAAGGGUCCAAAUCCGCUUUCAUGCAAGAAAAAGAAAAUGAUAGGUGACUCAACCGCUGCAGAAAAUAAGGAUGGCGAAACUAGUGGCGGUGCUAAGAGAAAGAGGACGAGGAAACGCAAGAGAAUUCAAAAGGAUAACAAUCUGGGAGAGUCUGGGUGUUAGUCGCUGUUGUUGCAUUUCUUACUAAAUUUUGCAACGGCAUAUUCUUCUAAGCCCAAUUUCCUAGCUUGUGAGGACCAUUGUGAGGCGAAGAUGAAUCUGAAGAAAUAGCCACCAUUUUUGAAAUAGGCAGGUGGAUGAGGCCCGUUUUAUGGCAGGGGAAGGCUUUUAGUUUGAUUUUUGUCAUGAAAUGUUUUUUGAGGAGAUAAUGGUUUAUGUACGCAGACGCGUUACUAUGUUUGUACUCGUUUCUGAGAGAAAGACAAGUUUCUUGUUUCUUUUUGUGAGAUUAUCUACAGUGUUCUUUUUUUUCUUAAAGAUAUUAGAAAUCUAUUUAGUGGUGAGACCACGUUGUGCA